Messenger RNA from Scaptodrosophila lebanonensis, 1303 nucleotides. It is a transcript of the gene CAH1, whose product is annotated as carbonic anhydrase 2. The record is from RefSeq and is a predicted model, not a curated record. Gene Ontology annotation, molecular function: carbonate dehydratase activity; zinc ion binding. Bases 155 to 970 code for a protein of 271 amino acids. The transcript is spliced from 3 exons. Gene Ontology annotation, cellular component: cytoplasm. Lineage: Eukaryota; Metazoa; Arthropoda; Insecta; Diptera; Drosophilidae.
UUCAGCGGACUAACAAAACAGACGCUUUUAGUUUCCAGUGCUCUUUGUCGUUAUCUCGUCGCUCUGAAAGCAAAAACUCAGUCGCGAGUGCAAGUGCAAGACAAGUUGAACCAAAAAUAAAUUGCAAUCUUAAUUAUCCUGUAGUGAAAGGAAGAUGAGCCACCACUGGGGUUACACCGAACAAAAUGGACCCGCUCACUGGGCCAAGGAUUUCCCGCAAGCCUCGGGUCAUCGUCAAUCGCCCGUAAACAUAACCACCUCCAGCGCCAAGAAGGGCAGUGAACUAAAUGUAUCGCCACUCAAGUGGAAGUACGUACCCGAGAACACCAAGAGUUUGGUAAAUCCAGGCUACUGCUGGCGCGUGGAUGUCAACGGCGCUGGUUCCGAGCUCACUGGUGGCCCAUUGGGCGAUCAGAUUUACAAACUGGAGCAGUUCCAUUGCCACUGGGGUUGCACUGAUUCGAAGGGAUCCGAGCACACUGUGGACGGCGUUUCCUAUGCUGGUGAACUGCAUUUAGUUCACUGGAACACCACCAAGUAUGCGACUUUCAACGAAGCGGCUGCCGCCCCAGACGGUCUGGCUGUGCUUGGCGUGUUCCUGAAGGUCGGCAAUCAUCACCCGGAGCUGGAGAAGGUCAGCAGCCUGCUGCCCUUCGUCCUCCACAAGGGCGAUCGGGUGACCCUGCCCAAUGGCUGUGAUCCCGGCAAGCUGUUGCCCCCCAGAGUGCACACCUACUGGACAUACGAGGGCUCCUUGACUACCCCCCCAUGCUCUGAGUCCGUCAUCUGGAUCGUUUUCAAAACGCCCGUUGAGGUCUCCGACGAUCAGAUCAACGCCAUGCGCAACUUGAAUUGCUACGACGUGAAGGAGGAGUGUCCCUGCAAUGAAUUCAACGGCAAGGUCAUCAACAAUUUCCGCCCCACUUUGCCCCUCGGCAAGCGUGAGUUGCGCGAGAUUGGCGGCCAUUAGACCCUGAUAUCUGGACAGUUGGAAAUGGAUUCGAGUCGCUUUAGUAGCUCCUUUGCUUAGCUGGAACUAUGCCAUGGAUCAGUUGUGGGUCCGUUCGUUGUUGUCUCGUUUUAGUUUUUAUCACUUUUAGCAUAUACGUACCUCUACAUAUAUCUGAUCUGAUCUAUAUCUGUAUCUGUAUCUGUAUUCACAAAAUGUAUCUGUGCCUUCGAAGUGCAAUUACACAUACUUAUCAUGUAGCUUUUAACACUUUUGCUAAAUGACAAUUAAUUUAAUACACAUAUGGUAUUACCAAAUAUAACUAAAUUAAAUAUAGAUGUUGCUUAUAAAAAA